UAACCUCCCCCCCCCAAAAAAAACCCGCGUAGCGUCCAUCUCUGAGGCCAGACGGGAGCGAGAGAGAGAAAGACAAAGACGGACGCGGCAACGACUACAACAACAACAACAACGAAACAAACAAAACAACGGAGACUGGGAAACAAACAAACUCGCCCGUGGCGGAGGGAGGAGGCGAGGAGGAGGGAGGAGGAGGAGGAAACGACGCGGGCGGGAAAGCCGGCGCCGUUAUGGCGACUAAACGAAAGAGUAAGAAGCUCGACUCCCUGGUGCAGAAGCUGCAGGACUUCAUGACUCAGUCGGUCGGCGAGGAAGAGGGCGGAGGCAGAAAUCAUGGGCUCCGACGGCAACGAGGAGGAGGCUCCCGCCGACGCGAAGACGCCGCCUCUUGCGGACAAGACGAGAGACAAGGAUACAAGUUCUCCCAGCCCACAGGCCGGUCCAUCGCGCUCACGAAGGAAGCCCACGCACGUCGUGAAGGUCGUCGCUUCCGAUGAGGACAACAACGACGACGAUCUGGCCGAAGAUGACGACGCCAGGAACAAAGACCAAGGCAACGAAAACAACGAUGACAACAACGAUGACAACGACGAUGUUGAGGACGGGCAGGAGGUGGAUGAUGACGACGGUGGUGGUGACGACGACGACGGUAACAACCGUGGUGGUGGUGGCGAUGGUGGUGGUGGUGGAUCUAAGGGGCGAGUGGUUGGAGGGCGAGGAGGAGGAGGAGGAAGGAGGACGAGGGACAAGGAGAGACCAGCGGAGGAGGAGGAGGAGGCGGAAGAUUCCGCUGAUGCCUCCAUGGAUGUCUCGGAACUUCCUGAAGUGUGA
Lethenteron reissneri (Far Eastern brook lamprey) is the source of this 831-nucleotide messenger RNA. RefSeq lists its product as uncharacterized. The record is from RefSeq and is a predicted model, not a curated record. NCBI's taxonomy places the organism in Eukaryota, Metazoa, Chordata, Hyperoartia, Petromyzontiformes, Petromyzontidae.